AUGUGGCAUUUAAUAUCACUAUGUCAUUUGCUGAGUUGUCAAGUUAUUGUGUGGUCUUUGGAUAUCUCAACCCGUACCUACCAUGUCUACAACCAAAGUGAAGUUCUCAUGUUGCCUCUUGGUAAACAGUUCACAAACGUCGACCUGGUUUCUUGUGGUGGUCAAUGUUUGGCCACAAACACAACAUGUUUUAGUUUCGCCUACAACAAGGUUACCAGAACCUGCUCAUUGGGUUGUGGACUUAUCGCAUACAAUAACACAGUGACGGUAGAAAACACAAAGAUUUACUCUGUAAGGUUGAUGUGCGACAGUUCAUCAGUAAAGUACUUGAGUGCUGGACUAAACACACCCAUUUAUUCUUUCGACCAAAAUAUCUACCAAUCAUGUCGUGACGUCAUCAGCAAUGAACCGAGAAAGGUCGUGACCCUUACAUCCGGGCUAGUCGUCAUGUGUGACACAGUGACAGACGGUGGAGGAUGGACCAUCUUCCAAAGACGUGUGUCUGGGACCGUAGAUUUCUACCGCGGCUGGGAGGAGUACAAACACGGGUUUGGGGAUUACGGCAUUGGGGAAUUUUACCUGGGCAAUGAAAAUAUUUUCUGUCUGACUUCUAAAGCUGCCCACGAACUUCGGGUUGAUCUAGUCUACAACGGGACCUACUACGCCAAAUACUCCAGUUUUAAACUGCUAAGCGAGUGUGAAGGUUUUAAGCUUUUAAUUUCAGGUUACAAUGGCACCGCUGGGGAUUCUCUGUUAGGUCAUAGCAACCAUAGCUUUACGACUUUCGAUAGAGACAAUGAUGAUUACACAGGAAACUGUGCCCUGUUGUAUCGCGGGGCUUGGUGGUACAAUGCUUGUCAUUGGUCAAACCUCAAUGGUGUCUGGGGAGAUAUCCUUUUUGGGAGAGGAUUAAACUGGUAUACUCUUACGAGUCACACUAAUAGUGUGAUUUUGUCUGAAAUGAAAAUUAGAUCAAUCAUGUAA
This is a messenger RNA of Physella acuta, 984 nucleotides long. Its product is annotated as ficolin-2-like. The record is from RefSeq and is a predicted model, not a curated record. NCBI's taxonomy places the organism in Eukaryota, Metazoa, Mollusca, Gastropoda, Physidae.